Messenger RNA from Talaromyces proteolyticus, 291 nucleotides. RefSeq lists its product as uncharacterized. The record is from RefSeq and is a predicted model, not a curated record. The coding region runs from base 1 to 291 and encodes 96 amino acids. Lineage: Eukaryota; Fungi; Ascomycota; Eurotiomycetes; Eurotiales; Trichocomaceae. The transcript is spliced from 2 exons.
AUGACCGCUUCCAAAGAUCGUGCCCCCUGGGAACUCAAACCUGAGGAAGUGGAGAAGCAGAUUGCGGGACAGCAAGACUAUGAGGACUGCUUAUCUUGCCGACUCGUUGGCUCUGGUGCAUUUAUCGGGCUCGGUAUGUACACGUAUGUCCAAGGGAUGCGGAAUCUCAAGCAGCAAGAACGAGCCAUCAUGCGCAGUUCAACCAAAUAUAAAAUGGGCUCACGGCAGCUAGGCAUUGCAACAAUAUCUGCUUCUUUAGUGAGCCUUGGGGUGUACAGACUUUUCAAUUGA